GACAGCAGCUGCUGAGUUGCCCAGACAUGGCGGAGGAUACAGUGGAGCAGAGGCUCGGCGGCGGAGUUCCAUGACUUUUUUGCUUCCUUUCCCUCCCCGUAAGCCAGCCAGCAAUCGACUCGUCCGAGGGCGCGUUGAAUGCUUCGCGAGAAGAGAGAGAGGAGCAGAGAAAUGUGUCGGUACUCGGAAAGGAGGCGCAAGACGACGUGAAUCGCCGCCACACGCGAGUAAGAUGGGACAAUGUAUCGCUGUGUCGUGCAGUCAACAGCCCCGGGCAAGCAAUAUGGCUCCUUGUGCCUUUCCCACUACUAUGCUAUAAACAACACUCUCCAGAUGCCGCUCCGGCCAACUAACUUAAGUUCCCCGAUCUCUCGGUACUUUUGAUCGCUUACGGAUAUUCCAGCGCGUUAGCUUCAGACAAGCUAAGGAGGAGGCUUGACGGCAACUACCACCACCACCACGCGUAGCAAUGGAUCCAAAGCACAAAGAGUUGCUCGACCAGUGCCACCCGAACUUAGUGGAGUCCAUCACGGACGCCGACCGUGUCAUCGAGCUGCUCGUCGUCUCGGGUGCUCUCAGCCAACUCGACCGCUUUGAGCUGGACCAGAACUGCUCGUCCAGCGCGGAGAAAGUGGAGCUGCUGCUGAAGAUGCUGACGAACAAGGAGAGCGACCAUUUCCUGGACCUGUGCAUGGCCCUGGAGAAGGCAUACCCCGACCUCCACGCUGUCCUCUUCGGCGGUAACAUCGGCGGAGGGCCCGUGGACCACAACACCGGUUCGACGUACAGCGUCCUCUCCACCAUGCCGUCCGACUCGGAGAGCAGCAGCUCCCUCAGCAGCGUCGGGUCGCCCGUUAACGGCGAGGCGUCCUCUCCGCCCCCUGCCAUCAAUGACAACCGGCCGCCCCCCGACCACCUGGACACCGUCUUGUUCCAGCUCCGCCAGGUGACCAGGGAGCGGGACGAGCUCCGCAAGCGUCUGGCCCUGGCGUCGCCUGGCACCACAUUCGAUGACUGCAGGCCAAAUUCCAAAGCCAGCCAUGACUAUGAGCGCUUAAAAAGCCAGUGCAUGAGGGCCAUGGCAGAUCUGCAGUCUCUCCAGAACCAGCACACCAAAACACUGAAGCGCUGCGAGGAGGCUGUCAAAGAGGCUGACUUCUACCACAUGCUGCACAGCCGCGUCCUGGGCGAACAGACGCAGCUCAAGGAGGAGAUGGAGACGCUGCGGCGGGACAACGCUCAGCUGGUCCGAGAGCACAAUCACCUCAAGCAGAGUUGCGAGGAGCUCCAGCGGCUCCACGCUCAAGACCAGAAGGAGUUGUCCGACCUCCGACUGCAGCAGCAGCAGGUCAUGCGAGAAAAGGGCUCCUCGGAGGUGCUGAACAAACUGUACGACACUGCCAUGGACAAGCUGGAGGGCGUGAAGAAGGACUACGACGCCCUCAGCAAGCGCUACGGCGAGAAGGUGGCCACGCACAACACGGACCUGAGCCGCCUGGAGCAGGCCGAGGAGGAGACCCGACGGCUGCAGAAGCAGAUGGACGCGCUGCUCAUACAGAGGGACUCGGCAAUGCACUACCAGCAGCAGUACUCCACCUCCAUGAGGAGGUUCGAUUCCGUGCAGCAGGAGCUGAACAAGUCGUCCGCUCAAAACAAGGAGCUCCAGCGCGAGAUGGAGCGCUUGCAGUCGGAGGUGACGCGCUACAAGAACCUACAGCUCAAAUCGGCCAAGGACUGCGACAAGUACAAGGAGGAGCGCGACUCGGUGUUCAACGAAUACCGCCUGAUCAUGAGCGAGCGCGACCAGGUCAUCAAGGAGCUGGACAAGCUGCAGACGGAGCUGGAGGCGGCCGAGGCCCGGCUGAAAAACACCUCGUCGGAAAGGGUCGUGGCCAGCGAGGAGUUGGAAGCGCUCAGACAGGAGUUAAACUCGUCGCUGGUGGACCGCGACAGGGCCAUCUGCGAAAGGAACGAGCUGCUGGAGAAAUACUGCCACGAGGUGAAGGACAAAGCCGAGACCCAGAAAGAGCUGAGCCAGGCCUGCAAGGACAUCGAGAUGGUCCGAGAGGAGCGAGACGUAGCACGCAAAGAGAGGACCGAGGCCAUCAUUCAAAGGGAUCAGCUACUUCGGGAGUACUAUCAAGCCCGGCAGAAACAAGACUCGGCCACACUCGACAUGGAGCGCGCCAACAAGGAGAUUGAGAUGCUGAGGAAACAGUAUGAGGCCAUGUCCCAGGAGCUGAAGGAGGCCUCACAGGAGACCGAGGUGGCCAAGUGUCGACGGGACUGGGCUUUCCAAGAGCGGGAUAAAAUUGUGGCGGAGAGGGAGAGCAUCAGGACGCUGUGCGACAACCUGCGCCGGGAACGAGACCGGGCGGUCAGCGAUCUGGCCGACGCGCUGCGGAAUCUGGACGACAUGAGGAAGCAGAAGAACGAUGCGUUGCGAGAGCUCAAAGAAAUGAAGGAGAAAAUGGAAGGGCAGCUGGAGAAGGAGGCCCACUUCUGUCAGCUGAUGGCCCACAGCUCUCACGACUCUGCCAUCGACACCGAUUCCCUUGAGUGGGAGACCGAGGUUGUGGAAUUUGAGAAGGACAGGGACGACAUGGACUUGAAGGCGCUUGGGUUCGAUAUAGCCGAGGGGGUAAAUGAUCCAUAUUUACCGGGAGACUGUGGAAUAUUUGUGACGCGGGUGGACAAAGGAAGUAUUGCAGACGGAAGGUUAAGGGUGAACGACUGGUUACUGAAGAUAAACGAUAUCGACCUGACCAAUAAGGACAGGAAGCAGGUGAUGAAGGCGGUCCUCAACAUCGGGGGGCUCAUCAACAUGGUGGUACGAAGGAGAAAAUCUCUCGGGGGCAGGCUGCUCACUCCCGUUCACAUCAACCUCAUGGGCCACAAAGACAGCGGAAUAGGUCUAGAAAACGGCGUCUUUGUCACCACAGUGGUGCAGGGCAGUCCGGCAGCCAGAGAGGGCACACUCGCUGUUGGAGACAGGCUGAUCGCUAUAAAUGGCAUCGCUCUGGAUAACAAGUCGGUGACAGAGUGCGAGGCCUUGCUGAGGAACUGCCGAGACUCUCUCAGCCUUUCUCUCAUGAAGUUUUUUCCUCACAGUACAUCCGGCCAGAACAUCUUUGAGAGUCUGCGCGAUUCAUCAGACAAGUCCAACGGGCGCAUCCACCUGUCUGAGAUCCACUCCCGGAAUAGCCGCAACCUCAAACACAACAGCUCCACGCAGACGGACAUCUUCUGCCCCGACAUGGGGACGAGCGGCAUUUCCGGCGAGAGGAGGAAGCACCGAGGGGAACCCGAUGAGCUUUACGGGGACAUGGGCAAACCCUUCUCCAUGGGUUCUCUUCACGCCACGAGCCUGCGGCCAGCGUCCGACUCGGGCGCCGGCCGCUACGGCCCCAGCGCCUUCCAAGAGUGCUGUCCCUACUCCAAGGCGCCGUCCUCGCUGCCGUUCGAGCCCGUCUCCGCACCUGACUGCCUCACCAUGGAGACGGCGCAGGACAGGAAGCACAGCGGAGGAACGUGGCCAAAGAUGGUUGCGGGGGGCAUGUCGGUGGCGCCGGAUAACAGCGGCCCACUCUCGGCGGGGGCGGCGGCGCAGCUCUCCAUAUACAAAUCCCCCAAGCAGAGGAAGUCCAUCUUCGACCCGGACACAUUCAAACGCCCUGAGACGCCCUCCUCUAAGCUGGAGUACAUGGCGGCCAAUCAGAUAGCGGCGGCGGCGGCGGCGGCGGCGGCGCACUCCCCCCAGCCCUCAAAGACCGACUCCCACUCCUCCUCCUCCACCCCGACCCCGCCGACGCCCCCCACCCGCAGUGACUCCUUCAAGUUCAAACACAAACAUCAGAGCAGCUCCGCGUCCGACUGCACCAUCACAUCCGACGGCAAAGGCGACGGCGGCGUCUCCACGGCGGCGGGCGAGCGGGAGCGAGACAGAAACGGCAACCACUACUUCCUGGACGGCAAAGUCCUGACCUCGCGGAAAUCGUGCGACGAGGACAUCGGGCGAACCCGAGGCGAAGAUCAAGAAGUGAAAAGGCCGCGACCUAAAUCCGCCCCCGCCCUUCGCCGCAGGAUGACGCCACAGACCAUCACUCUUCCCGCAUUCCAGAGCUACUCUGACGAGCAUUCACCGGAGCCACGGGACAUGCUGCGCUCCUCCCCCAGCCGCUCCCAUCGGCACAGCGUCGGCUUUGUGCCCACCGUCUACAACGGCGGCCUCCCUCCCAAUUCGGCCCACAGGGGUCUGUCUCCGUGCCCCGCCGUGACGGCCGUGAUGAGGAAUCCCGUGUACACGGUGCGCAGCCAUCGCGUCCAUACCGGCAACUGUCCGUCAGUCGCCUCCCAGAUCUGUCACCAGCACGCGCCCACCAGCCCUCAACAUCAGGGUCGCUUGAGUCUGGAUCUCAGCCAGCAGAAGCGGGGCGGCGACUUUACCGAAUCGUCGUCGUCGUCACGCGGCAGCCGAGCGUCACACGGUACACACUCACUGCCCUCCAGCGCACGACUCGGUUCUUCUAAUAAUGUCCAGUACCGGGCAGAGAGAAUCAAGAUCCCUUCCACUCCCCGCUAUCCUCGCUCCAUGCUGGGGUCAGACAGAGGCUCCCUCUCGCACUCCGAGUGCAGCAGCCCCAGCCUCAUCACGCCGCCGCAGUCACCGCUCAACCUGGAGACGUCGUCAUUCGCCAGCAACCAAUCGCAAGGCUCCAUUUCCACGUUACCUCGCAUCUCGGUCAGCCCGGUGCCGGUCGGCGAGCGCAGGAAGGACAGGCCUUACCUGGAGGAACCCCGCAACGUCAUCGUGCACAAAGGCGCUGAGCCUCUGGGCAUCUCCAUCGUAAGCGGGGAAAAUGGCGGGAUCUUUGUCUCCAAAGUAACUGGAGGCAGCAUCGCCCACCAAGCGGGACUGGAGUACGGAGACCAGUUACUGGAGUUCAAUGGGAUCAACUUGCGAAACGCUACGGAGCAGCAGGCUCGACUCAUCAUUGGCCAGCAGUGCGACACCGUCACCAUCAUGGCCCAGUACAACCCACACAUGUACCAGCUGGGCAACCAUUCUCGCUCCAGCUCCCGCCUCGAGCCAGUCAGUACUCAGUCCACACCGCAGGGCAGCGGGGCCGCCACCCCGGAAAAUCACUCCGCCAUCGACACGCUCAGCGAGCAGGACGAGGGCACCCUCACGCCGUCCUCCAAGCAAACCACGCCCACCACCAGCCCCCGCAACUACGUCAGAUCGCCCUACGAUAGCAAGAAGAAGGCGGGCGAGCCACGGCUAGUGACGGUGCACCGGCCGGGAGUAGAGGUGGGAAUCACGCUGUGUGGCGGGAACCUGCGAGGCGUCUACGUAGACAGUCUGGAUGAGGACAGUCCCGCCAGAGGAGCCGACGGCCUGCGACCCGGCGACCUCAUUCUGGAGUAUAACUCGGUGAAUAUGAAGAACAAGACAGCGGAAGAAGUCUACGUGGAGAUGUUGAAGCCGGCCGAGACUGUCACGUUCAAGGUGCAGCAUCGGGCGGAUGACUUCAAUGUGCUCAAAGACGUUCCAGGAGAUGGCUUUUAUAUUAGAGCACUUUAUGACCGCGUGGGCGAGGCGGAGGGCGACCUGACGUUCAAGAAGGAUGACAUCCUCUACGUGGACGAGUCGUUACCAAAGGGCAGCUUUGGGACGUGGAUGGCCUGGCAGCUGGAUGAGAACGCGCAGCAGAUUCAGAGGGGGCAGAUCCCCAGCAAGUACAUGAUGGACCAAGAGUUCUACCGGCGGCACAGCGUGACCGAGAUGAAGGAGGAAUCUGGCAAGACUAUUUCGGCCGCCGCCCGUCGCUCCUUCUUCAGGAGGAAGCAGAAGCACAAGCGCAGCAGCUCCAAAGACAGCAAGGAGACGGUGGCUCUGGAUGCCAUCAGCACCGACUCCAUCCCCUUCCUGGAAGACUGCGUUAGCCUGGCCUACCAGAGAGUCCAGAAAGUGGAGUGCGCCUCUCCUAGACCCGUUCUGGUCCUUGGCCCGCUGACGGACCCCAUCAAAGAGAUGCUAGUCAAAGAGUCUCCGGGGAAGUUCUUCAGAUGUGUGCUAGAGGUGAUGAAGGCGUCCCAACAAGCCAUUGAGCGUGGCGUCAAGGACUGCCUCUUCAUCGACUACAAGCGCCGCAGCGGCCAUUUUGACGUUACCACAGUCGCGUCCAUCAAGGAAAUAACAGAGAAGGGUUGCCACUGUUUGCUGGACAUUGCGCCACACGCCAUCGAGAGACUCCACAGCGUUCACAUUUAUCCCAUUGUUGUCUUUGUUCGCUACAAAAAUGCCAAGCAGAUCAAGGAGCAGAAAGAUCCUGUUUAUCUGCGAGACAAAGUGUCUCAGAAACAUUCCAAGGAGCAGUAUGAAAGCGCGCAGAAGAUCGAGCAAGACUAUAGCAAGUUCUUCACAGGUAUUGUCCAAGGCGGCUCCCUCCCGUACAUUUGCACUCAGAUCAUGACCAUAGUGGAUCAAGAACAAAGUAAAGUCCUGUGGACUCCGCUCGGCUGCCCUUAGCGAGGCCAAAGGAGCGCUCGUCCUCAACACUAAUUCAUGAAAGCUUCCUCACAACAUACAUAAGGUACACUACAUUGUAAAUUAUUGAUAUCUAUUUUUCGUUAUUUUCUCCAAGUCCUUCAGAGCAGGCACGUAGCACUGGCUCUCCACCUUCAAGCUCAUUCAGUCUUCCUGAAGGACUCAUUGGUGGUGUAUAUGUGUGUGUGUGCGCGUGUGUGUGUGCUGAAUGUGUGCUCAAAUUGCGUAUGUGUGUGUGUGUGUGAUCAAUAUUGACUCUAGUGAGCCUAAUCCAGCCUCCACGCCCUCUGUUGUAUACUCAGAACCUUAACACUAUGUUCACAACCAAGCAAAGGAGCAUUGGGGCCAUGCCGAAAGGUGGGAAGGAAAAGUAUGGGACAGGAAAAAAAGUUCAAAUCGGAAUAGAAUAGAAUGAGAGUGGAAAAAGUUGUAAUUUUACAAGAAUAAGGUUAUUUUUGUACAUAGGAAAAACAAUGAGAUUCAUUUUUGAAUAUUGACAUAAUUAUUUGCUUUAUAUAAAAAGGUAACGAAUAGUGCCUGUUUUUUAUGUUAAAACAUUGUUUUGCUUUAUUUUGCUUUUAUUUUUUAAAACACUACCAUUUUAUUUGACUAAAUUGAGAGUUGUUUCAUUUUUGGAUUUUUGUCAUGUGAUGAGACAAACACAACAUUGCGUGUUAUAUUAUGAUGUACAAUUGUGUCUUUAUUUUUGCCCCUCUAUUAUUUUAGUUUCACAUUUCCCCUCCAUAAUAUGACAUUACUGUAUAAAUAUAACUUUAUUCUUGUAAAAUGAUGUUUUCCUCUCGUAAUGCGAAGACUUUACAGUUAUCAAUGACGUCAUUUUUUUUUUUUUUGGUGCUUUUCAUCAUGGCCCUAACACUCUCACUCGGUGUAGCAGUUUCCAUGGACGAACCCCACCACACAAUUAUGCACCCGACUGACAACUAUUGUGGAUUUCGUUUGUGCUCAAGUCUGUUGUAUUUGUUGUCGUUGUAACGAGUGUUAAGGCGGUUGUCAUGACGUACUGUAGCUGCGCUCACAUUGCCCGCGCCGACGGACGCCAACCGCACGUUAGCUCUAUGCAUUGUUUCCUCUUUGUAGUAGCAGGGAGUGUGCCAGCGUUUAUCACGGGCCUUUCGGAAAGUGCCUUCUGUAGAAGACGCCUGAUCUCCAAGCAGCCCCCUUCCCCUCCCCCAAGUAGGCUUGUAUGUGUGUGUAUUUGUUCACUUCCGACACGGGGCUGUGGCGGCAAGCGCGUGACAAUGGCCGACUUGUAUUAUUUUUCUUUGUUUUUUAAGAAGGUCGGAGGCCGAUAUGGCUUCCAAACGGGUUCAACCUCUCAGAAUGCACUCCAGGGCUAGACAGACCACUGUGUAAUUAUAUCCUUCUAUCUCUUUAACAUGUAUUUAACAACAUAGAGUAUGCAGACACAUAUA
Molecule: messenger RNA, 7983 nt
Organism: Syngnathus acus (greater pipefish)
Lineage: Eukaryota; Metazoa; Chordata; Actinopteri; Syngnathiformes; Syngnathidae
Gene: dlg5a
Product: discs, large homolog 5a (Drosophila)
Exons: 33
Coding region: 470-6532 (2020 amino acids)
Biological process (GO): regulation of apoptotic process
Molecular function (GO): protein binding
Source: RefSeq, a predicted model, not a curated record